AUGGGCUGCGCCAGUUCCACCGCCGCCGCGCACACUCAAUCCGCAACGACGAGGUCGUACCUGUCACGCUCACAUGGGUUCUUCUCCCCGCCGCGACGUUUGAACGAGACGUUGGGGCCGUUUCGACAGGUCAACUCGUUCAGUUCGUCCAUGACCCUCACCAAAGAGCGCUCCAACCACAGCUUCCUCCCCCAAUCUCUCGGUCCUCUUCCGAACGACGACGACGACGACGGCGUGGACUGGUCCGAGUUCCGCUUGCUGGAACCGUACAAGGACAUUUACUGGAUCGAUCACGACGACAUUACGAUCGUCCGGACGCUUCCAAGUACGUACAUGAAGACUGAAAUGGCCACGUGGAAUGGCCGUUCUGUCCUAAUCAAGUCGGUGGACUUGUCCAAGUCGCCCGCCGAGAUCGCCAAGUCCCGAAAGGCGCUGAUCUCGGAAGUCACGUCCAUGGUGCGAAUACAACACCCCAAUAUCGUGUCCUUUCUCGGGUUCAACUUGUCCCCACAACGCGGCAUCGUGUGUGUGUCGGAGUUUAUGGAGCAGAAGACCCUUCGUGUACAUCUGGACACACCCAAAGCGGCGGCUUCGAUGUCGUGGGCUACGGACAAGAUCACGUUUGCCGUCGACAUCUGCCAAGCGCUGGCAUACAUGCACGGGCUCAAGCCGCCGUUGAUCCAUCGAAACAUCAAGGCAGACAAAGUGCUGCUCAACCCAUCCCUUCGGGCAAAAUUGAGCGGGUUUGGCGUGUCUCGCGCGCGAAUUUUUGAAGACGAAAUGACUGCCAAGAUUGGCGACAUCGAGUGGAGCGCUCCAGAGCUGCUCGUGGAUGGCGAAGACUACACAGAGAAGGUGGACGUGUACUCGUUUGGGAUUGUCCUCACAGAGCUGGACACGUGUGCGCUGCCGUUUGCCGAGGCCAAGUCGAACAUGCACGGGACGGACUUCACCAACGCUCUGGCCACCGGCGCCAUCCGACCCAAGCUCUCCGCGGACUGUCCCGCCGUGAUCGUCCGAGUCAUCAAGCAUUGUCUACAGCACGACCCGCACCUCCGCCCCACGAGCGCCAAGGUCCUAGAUAUGUUGAACGAGGCAAGGACGCAAUUAUUGACGCCCCCCGGACGUUCCGAGUAGGAUUUGGGGCGGCAAAACUGGUUUUGUCAACAAUUAACAUAAGUGUAUUUUAGGCCGAGUUUGGAUGCCAC
This is a messenger RNA of Aphanomyces astaci, 1208 nucleotides long. RefSeq names its product TKL protein kinase. The coding region runs from base 1 to 1137 and encodes 378 amino acids. The transcript has a single exon. Gene Ontology annotation, biological process: protein phosphorylation. The record is from RefSeq and is a predicted model, not a curated record. NCBI's taxonomy places the organism in Eukaryota, Oomycota, Saprolegniomycetes, Saprolegniales, Verrucalvaceae. Gene Ontology annotation, molecular function: ATP binding; protein kinase activity.